Molecule: messenger RNA, 2439 nt
Organism: Malus domestica (apple)
Lineage: Eukaryota; Viridiplantae; Streptophyta; Magnoliopsida; Rosales; Rosaceae
Product: cyclin-T1-3-like
Biological process (GO): regulation of transcription by RNA polymerase II; positive regulation of DNA-templated transcription, elongation
Cellular component (GO): nucleus; cyclin/CDK positive transcription elongation factor complex
Molecular function (GO): cyclin-dependent protein serine/threonine kinase activator activity
Source: RefSeq, a predicted model, not a curated record
AAACAAAAGAGGAAAGCCAAAGGGUGGCCCUCAAAACACUGAAACAUCGAUCUCUGUCUCUCCCUCUUGCUCUCGCUCCACACCACAAAACCCUAGCUUCGAAAUUCGAAUUGGGAAAAUUCGCCAACUUUCCUGCCCUACUGCUCUUUGUCUUCGUCAAUUCAAGGAAGAUUCUGUUAUUUGUUCACAGUUUUAGCACUGAACUAUGAACUGUCUAUGUCAUAUACAUUUUUAAGUGGUGAACAGAGAUAUAUAUGGCUUCUUUCUUGUCUGGUGAUUCCUCUAAUUAUGGAAUGAGUGAAAGUGGUUCCUAUAAACAAGCUCAUGACAUAUCAGAAGAAGGAGCCAAUUGGUAUUUUUCCAGGAAGGAAAUUGAAGAAAACUCUCCAUCUAAACAAGAUGGCAUUGACUUAAAAAAAGAGGCAUAUCUGCGCAAGUCAUACUGUACUUUUUUACAAGACCUGGGGAUGAGACUUAAAGUACCUCAGGUAACAAUUGCGACGGCCAUAAUUUUCUGCCACCGAUUCUUCCUUUGCCAAUCCCAUGCAAAGAAUGAUAGAUGGACCAUCGCAACGGUGUGUAUGUUUCUCGCUGGGAAGGUUGAAGAAACUCCCAGGCCACUGAAAGAUGUUAUUCUUGUCUCAUAUGAAAUUAUUCAUAAAAAGGAUCCUGCAGCAGUUCAUAGAAUCAAGCAAAAGGAGGUAUACGAACAGCAGAAAGAAUUAAUUUUACUAGGAGAGAGGGUUGUUCUUGGAACCCUUGCUUUCGAUUUUAAUGUACACCAUCCGUAUAAACCCCUGGUUGAGGCAAUAAAGAAAUUCAAAGUAGCUCAAAAUGCCCUUGCCCAAGUUGCAUGGAAUUUUGUAAAUGAUGGACUUCGGACAUCACUUUGCCUGCAAUUUAAGCCCCACCACAUUGCGGCUGGUGCCAUUUUUCUUGCUGCUAAGUUCCUCAAAGUAAAGCUUCCAUCAGAUGGCGAGAAGGUCUGGUGGCAAGAGUUUGAUGUCACCCCACGCCAAUUGGAGGAGGUUAGCAAUCAAAUGCUGGAACUAUAUGAACAAAAUCGGUUACCGCCUUCCAAUGAAGUUGAAGGAAGUUCAGUGAGUGGUGCUAAUCACCAGGCUUCUGCAAAACCUGCGACUAGCAAUGAUGAACAAGCAACUGGCAACAGUUACUUGCAGGCUGGAAGUACAAGACCUGGAACCUCAAAGCUAGCGUCGAGGCAAGGGUCUGAGCAUUCAUAUGUUGAGAAUGGUGGACCUGCUAGAAUUACCCAAAGUCAAAAUAAUGACUACAGAAACGUUGAAUUGAAAGGUGCCUUGGAGCAGAAUAUGAAUGCUGAAGUGAAAGAUAUUCAACCCCCUGAAGCGCGGCACCAGGAGAAGAUGGGUGAAGCUCAAAAUGCAUCAAGGUUUGUAUCAGAGGGACGUAGUGAAGAUGGUCAAGAAAGAGAGAGCAAUAUCGGGAAAGGUGAAACAAGGGAAGGAUGGGAACCAAAGGAUAAACAUUUUGGCCGAAAUCUGGAUAAUAGGCAAAGUGCACACGGCCGAUCACCUCAGGAAGCUAUCAAAAAAAUUGACAAGGACAAGGUAAGGGCAGCACUGGAGAAACGAAGGAAAUCUGUUGCCGAUGUCACUCGAAAGACAGAUGUUCUGGAUGAGGAUGAUUUGAUUGAGAGAGAACUGGAAGAUGGUAUUGAACUGGCUUCGGGGAGUGAGAAAAACAAGCGAGACCGGAGGCAAAGCUGGCCAAAGCCCUCAAAUAGACCAGAACUUGGAGAUGGACCACAAUUAAACAAUAUAGAAGAAGGUGAGGUAUCGGCACUUGAUUCUGGACAUGAAUUUCAUUCACCCAAAUCAAGCAGUCGCAAGAGAAGGGCAGGAAGCCCACCAGAUGAUCACCGUGCUCACCGCAAUCACAGUGAUUAUACAGAUGAUCACAACAGAGUGGGUCGGGCUGGCCACACAGAAAGAGAUAACAAAAGACAUGCACAUGAGAAUCAUCUAUGAGGUGGUGUUUCAUGCCUGCUGCUCGCCAGAGGUUUUUGUUCAGCCCUCAAUUUCUGUUCACGUCCAAGAUUUUUGCGAUUUCUUUGGUGAUGAUCAUGGAUACAGGCAAGCUGCUGCAAAUAUUUUUGCCAACGGUUAUUCUCCAAAGGAAUAUGAAGUCGUGUUUGUGCUUGUGUGCUCUGAGGCUCCGUCGUUUGAUGUUUUUGACCUGCCUCCAUGUAGACAACAUCCUCGGCCAUUGAGAAAUGUCGAAGAGGCUCAUGAAAGCCCCAAAAGGACUUAGUUUACAGGUUCCUUUUGAAUCUCACGUCUUACUAAACAAGUUUGGAUGUAAACUGUGUACGAUAGUUCAAAUGAUGAUAAUUUUAUUGUAGAAUCAUAGCAGUAAAAAUAGACAAGAAACCCUUUUGGAUAUCUUUUCUAAACGAUU